AUGGCAGAAUCUUUACAACAACAGGUCUUCGAUCUGAUGGCUGCUUUUGAGCAGACCAGUACAACGCUGAGAAAUCACGAAGGAUUCGCGUGGGGAAUAUUUGACCGUUUGUCGGCCCUGGGAAAUGUUCAAGACGCUGCCGAAAGAUUUAGACUCUGGAAAGGAAACUUUGAAGCCGCUCACGGUGGCUUUGACACUGGAUCGCUGGCACAGCAUUUGGGCAAUACUGUCGCCAUUUACCACCGCAUAGAAGAGAUUUUGCACGAGUUGAAAGCUCUGUUGGAGUCAAGUAAGCUCUGCGCAACGUCCUGUUUCUUCAGACAAUUCUGACAGGUGAACCAAAGUCCGCUCACCACAGCAAAUAUCUUUCGCAGAUUCGCGCGGCUCAAGCAUAGGUUGUCCUGAUGACAACGACGACGAUAAUGACCAGCUUCUUCUGGAGUUAAAGUCCCUGGCGCCCACUCGGGAAGCGCAUGCGGAUUGGACCCUACUGUCUAUGCGCGAUAUCGUCACACGCUUGUGGAAAGUCACGCGCAUGAUGAAGAAAACGGUCACGCCAGACAUAUAUGAUCGUGCUCAAGCUGUUCAAGAUGGCAAGAUUGACAAUCAGUACGAUAUUCAGCACGUUCGGGAGAGGUUCAAAGACGGUCAAGCGGAAGACUGGCUGAUCGUUCGCCUUGGAAGUGCGAUUACGAACCGGCGACAAUUCCUCAAGUACUGUGAGGGGCGUCGAGAAUGGCAGCCUCUUUCGACCGCACCAAAAGAGACUGUUGCUUGUUAUCCACGAGCAACGAUUUCGCAUGGUUCCGUGGACAAAGUCGCAACAACGAUAUCUUGGUCGCCAAACAGGGUCGGCUCAACGUCUAGUGCCGAUCUCACUGGUCUUUCACGGGUACAAGAUGGCUCUGAUGACACUUUGAGUCAGUCAACACUCGCGCCAUCGCUGCCCGAAAGUGAAGACUCGACGGCAUUGCGUGAGCCAACGUUGAGCGAUGUCAACGCGUACUUGCAGGACAGGUUCAGUUGCCCGUACUGCCACAAAUGGAAGACUUGCAAAAGUGACCUCGAAUGGAAGUGA
Molecule: messenger RNA, 1078 nt
Organism: Lecanosticta acicola
Lineage: Eukaryota; Fungi; Ascomycota; Dothideomycetes; Mycosphaerellales; Mycosphaerellaceae
Source: the annotation of a GenBank genome assembly